AUGACUGACCAAUUAUUAGAUCGUCCAAAAAUUGAAUUAACUAAGGAAGAAUUGAAACAGUUGGAAGAAUUUGAGUUUAAACAUGGUCCAAUGUCACUAAUUAAUGAUGCUAUGUUAUCUAGAACACCUGUUAUAAUAUCUUUGAGGAAUAAUCAUAAGAUUAUCGCAAGAGUGAAAGCAUUCGAUAGACAUUGUAAUAUGGUUUUAGAAAAUGUGAAAGAAUUGUGGACAGAGAAGGAGAAGAAUCAAACUGUGAAUAAAGAGAGAUUUAUAAGUAAACUAUUUUUAAGAGGGGAUUCUGUAAUAGUGAUUUUGAAGGCACCAGUACAAUAA
Molecule: messenger RNA, 333 nt
Organism: Arxiozyma heterogenica
Lineage: Eukaryota; Fungi; Ascomycota; Saccharomycetes; Saccharomycetales; Saccharomycetaceae
Gene: SMD2
Product: mRNA splicing protein SMD2
Exons: 2
Coding region: 1-333 (110 amino acids)
Biological process (GO): spliceosomal snRNP assembly; RNA splicing
Cellular component (GO): U4/U6 x U5 tri-snRNP complex; U2 snRNP; U5 snRNP
Molecular function (GO): RNA binding
Source: RefSeq, a predicted model, not a curated record